Messenger RNA from Limulus polyphemus (Atlantic horseshoe crab), 1251 nucleotides. RefSeq names its product interferon regulatory factor 1-like. The transcript is spliced from 6 exons. Gene Ontology annotation, biological process: immune system process; regulation of transcription by RNA polymerase II. Gene Ontology annotation, molecular function: DNA-binding transcription factor activity, RNA polymerase II-specific; RNA polymerase II cis-regulatory region sequence-specific DNA binding. Lineage: Eukaryota; Metazoa; Arthropoda; Merostomata; Xiphosura; Limulidae. The record is from RefSeq and is a predicted model, not a curated record. The coding region runs from base 20 to 730 and encodes 236 amino acids. Gene Ontology annotation, cellular component: nucleus.
GAUAGACGAGAGGAGCGGGAUGUUUAAAAUACCCUGGAGACACGCUUCCAGUAAAGCUUGGGACGAAGAAAUUGAUACAAAACUCUACAGACUAUGGGUCGAAAACACAGGAAAGACAGUUCCGCCGGAUUUGAAGUGCAAGAAACUGAAAGCAAACUUUCGGUGUGCUCUAAGGAGCCGUCCUGACAUUGAAGAAGUGAAAGGACUGAGAACAAAGGAAUACAGGGUCUUUCGUUUUACAGGAAAAAGAAAAUACAAUGCAACUAAUGAAAAGCAGGUAAACGAGGAAGAAACAUCAUUGAAGGUGUUUAGUGGCAAAAAUAAUACGACAGUCCGAGAGAAUUCCUAUCAUUUUCCUACUUUCCACCAAGACAACUUUUUCUUUAAUAACUCAGAAAUUCCCUCUUUCAUGGCAGUUAAUAGUCCCACAUAUGCCGAAAGCUUCGCAAAAGAUAUGUCCUCUUUACUGCAAACGAACGAAUCAGAGAAUGGACUUAGUUUUGCAGAAGACAUAACCUACAAUGAUGAUUAUUCUAGUUUGUCCUUCAUGGCAUAUUGCGAAGAAAGUUUUGGAGACUCAAACAAUGGAAUACCGUACAGUUAUUUCGAAAACAAAGGAGAAUUAGAGCCAAUGAUUCCAUUAACUCGUGGACAAAAGAGUGUGGACAGUAGAGAUGUAAAGAGUGUUUUUGAGUCUGACUUGGAUUUUUUAAAACAUCUAGAGUUUUGACAAAGCUAUAGAAUGUGAUAAAUUGUACUUGGAAAACAAAUCUGAUAAAGAAGUGGGAUCUUAUCUGGUCAAAAAUAUUCGAUUCUUUGUGGACAUAUGCUAUGUGUGGGAGGAGUUCCAACUCGCUCAUCAACUUAUUGACAAAAUUUCCGUGUUUACGUUAUCUUUAGGGUGUAUUUUGUUUACCAAAAUGUAUGUGUAGUUCGAUUGUAUAGUGUUAUCCAGGUUUAUCGCCUAUUGAUACUCAGAACACUUCAACCUGAAUAUUAGACAAACUGCCCUUGAUAAACCUUGUCACGGGAAAAAGAAAACCUUGUGUGGUUUAACACAAUAACUUCGUUUAACGUUUGUUUAAAAUAUUAGAACUUUUGAAUAACACAUUUUGUGGUGUUUGGUUUUAGAAUAUAAAAAACCGUUAAACUUCUAGAAUUAGAAAUAUAAGGUCGAUAUGUCUUAAUGGCAGAGCAAAAGACAAAAGUCCAAAGUUCGUUCUAUGUUAUCUCCGCAUAAUAUAAUCAGCU